Messenger RNA from Columba livia (rock pigeon), 7388 nucleotides. RefSeq names its product titin-like. The transcript has 4 exons. The record is from RefSeq and is a predicted model, not a curated record. The coding region runs from base 141 to 6473 and encodes 2110 amino acids. Gene Ontology annotation, cellular component: cytosolic tRNA wobble base thiouridylase complex; mitochondrion. Lineage: Eukaryota; Metazoa; Chordata; Aves; Columbiformes; Columbidae. Gene Ontology annotation, molecular function: tRNA binding. Gene Ontology annotation, biological process: tRNA wobble position uridine thiolation.
GGGGGGGGUGGGGGAGGGGGCAGCCGCUGCACGUUCUGUGGGGUGUGGAGGAGGCAGGCGCUGGAGAGGGGGGCGAGGAUGCUGGAGCUGAUUGGAUCGCUACGGGUCACAACGCCGAUGACAUCGCCGAGACCGUGCUCAUGAACUUCCUGCGCGGGGACGUGGCGCGGCUGCGGCGCAUGGCGGCCGAGGCCACCGGCAUGGCCACCAACAUGGCUGCCGGGGCCACCAACAUGGCCGACAACAUGGCCACCAAGGACACCGACGUGGCCACUGACAUGGCCACCAACAUGGCUGCCGGGGCCACCAACGUGGUUGCCAACAUGGCCACCGACGUGGCCACCAAGGACACCAACAUGGCCAACGAGGUCAACAGCAUGGCCGCCAAUAUGGCCGCCAAGGACACCAACAUGGCUGCCACUAUGGCCACCAACAUGGCCACCAAGGACACCAAUAUGGCCGACGAGGCCACCAACAUGGCUGCCAACAUGGCCGCCAACAUGGCUACCCAGGACACCAACAUGGCCACCAAUAUGGCCGCCACUGAGGACACCAAUGUGGCCACCAAGGACACCAACAUGGCAACCAACAUGGCCGCUGAGGGUGCCAACAUGGCCGCCAAUAUGGCCACCACUGAGGACACAAACAUGGCCACCAAGGACACCAAUAUGGCUGCCGAGGCCACCAACAUGGCUACCAGGGACAUUGACAUGGCCACCAACAUGGCCGCCAACAUGGCCGCCAAGGCAGCCACCAACGUGGCCAGCAGGGGCACCAAUGUGGCCACCGUGGACACCAGAGACGCCAACAUGGCCGCCAAGGCCACCAGGAGCUGCCUGGGGGCCACCACGAGCUCCAUGGAGACCACCAGGAACCCGAUAGAUCCCCCCAAGAACCCCAUAGAUCCCCCCAAGAAGCCCAUGGAGACCACCAGGAACCCCAUGGAACCCAACAGGAGCCCCAUGGAGACCACCAGGAACUCCAUAGAACCCCCCAAGAAGCCCAUGGAGACCACCAGGAACCCCCCGGAUCCCCCCAAGAACCCAAUGGAACCCCCCAAGAAGCCCAUAGAACCCCCCAAGAAGACCAUGGAGACCAUGGAGACCAUGGAGACCACCAGGAACCCCAUAGAACCCAACAAGAACCCCAUGGAACCCAACAAGAACCCCAUAGAACCCCCCACGAAGCCCAUGGAGACCACCAGGAGCCCCAUGGAGAUCCACACAAACCCCAUGGAGACCACCAGGAACCCCAUAGAACCCAACAAGAACCCCAUAGAACCCCCCAAGAAGCCCAUGGAGACCACCAAGAACCCCAUGGAACCCCCCAAGAAGCCCAUGGACCCCAUGGAGACCACCAGGAACCCCAUAGAACCCAACAAGAACCCCAUAGAACCCCCCAAGAAGCCCAUGGAGACCACCAGGAACCCCAUCGAACCCCCCAAGAACCCCACAGAACCCCCCAAGAAGCCCAUAGAACCCCCCAAGAAGCCCAUGGACCCCAUGGAGACCACCAGGAACCCCAUGGAGAUCCAUACAAGCUCUAUGGAGACCACCAGGAACCCCAUGGAACCCAACAAGAACCCCAUAGAACCCAACAAGAACCCCAUGGAACCCCCCAAGAACCCCAUGGAGACCACCACAAACCCCAUAGAACCCAACAAGAAGCCCAUAGAACCCAACAAGAAGCCCAUGGAACCCAACAAGAAGCCCAUGGACCCCAUGGAGACCACCAGGAACCCCAUAGAACCCAACAGGAACCCCAUCGAACCCCCCAAAAACCCCAUCGAACCCCCCAAGAACCCCACAGAACCCCCCAAGAACCCCAUAGAACCCCCCAAGAAGCCCAUGGACCCCAUGGAGACCACCAGGAACUCCAUAGAACCCAACAAGAACCCCAUAGAACCCCCCAAGAAGCCCAUGGAGACCACCAGGAACCCCAUGGAGACCACCAGGAACCCCAUAGAACCCAACAAGAAGCCCAUCGAACCCAACAAGAACCCCAUAGAACCCCCCAAGAAGCCCAUGGACCCCAUGGAGACCACCAGGAACCCCAUAGAACCCAACAAGAACCCCAUGGACCCCAUGGAGACCACCAGGAACCCCAUAGAACCCAACAAGAAGCCCAUAGAACCCAACAAGAAGCCCAUGGAACCCAACAAGAACCCCAUGGAACCCCCCAAGAAGCCCAUGGAACCCCCCAAGAAGCCCAUGGAACCCAAUAGGAAGCCCAUGGAGACCACCAGGAACCCCAUAGAACCCAACAAGAAGCCCAUAGAACCCAACAAGAAGCCCAUGGAGACCAUGGAGACCACCAGGAACCCGAUAGAACCCAAUAGGAACCCCAUGGAGACCACCACAAACCUCAUGGAGACCAUCCGGAACCCCAUAGAACCCAACAGGAACCCCAUAGAACCCAACAGGAACCCCAUAGAACCCCCCAAGAAGCCCAUAGAACCCAACAAGAAGCCCAUGAAACCCCCCAAGAACCCCAUGGAACCCCCCAAGAAGCCCAUGGAGACCACCAGGAACCCCAUGGAUUCCCCCAAGAACCCCAUCGAACCCCCCAAGAACCCCAUCGAACCCCCCAAGAACCCCAUAGAACCCCCCACGAACCCCAUCGAACCCCACAAGAAGCCCACAGAACCCCCCAAGAACCCCAUAGAACCCCCCAAGAAGCCCAUGGACCCCAUGGAGACCACCAGGAACCCCAUAGAACCCCCCAAGAAGCCCAUGGAGACCACCAGGAACCCCAUGGAGACCACCAGGAACCCCAUAGAACCCCCCAAGAACCCCAUGGAGACCACCAGGAACCCCAUAGAACCCCCCAAGAAGCCCAUAGAACCCAACAAGAACCCCAUGGAGACCACCACGAACCCCACAGAUCUCCCUAAGAAGCCCAUGAAACCCCCCAAGAAGCCCAUGGAACCCAAUAGGAACCCCAUGGAGACCACCAGGAACCCCAUAGAACUCAACAGGAACCCCAUAGAACCCAACAAGAAGCCCAUGGAACCCAUGGAGACCACCAGGAACCCCAUAGAACCCAACAAGAACCCCAUAGAACCCAACAAGAACCCUACAGAACCCAACAAGAACCCCAUAGAACCCCCCAAGAAGCCCAUUGAACCCCCCACGAACCCCAUGGAACCCCCCAAGAACCCCAUAGAACUCAACAAGAAGCCCAUAGAACCCCCCAUGAACCCCAUAGAACCCCCCAAGAACCCCACAGAACCCCCCAAGAACCCCAUAGAACCCCCCAAGAAGCCCAUGGACCCCAUGGAGACCACCAGGAACCCCAUGGAGACCACCAGGAACCCCAUAGAACCCAACAAGAAGCCCAUAGAACCCCCCAAGAACCCCAUAGAACCCCCCACGAAGCCCAUGGAGACCACCACAAACCCCAUAGAACCCAACAAGAACCUCAUAGAACCCAACAAGAAGCCCAUGGAACCCAACAAGAAGCCCAUGGACCCCAUGGAGACCACCAGGAACCCCAUGGAGACCACCAGGAACCCGAUAGAACCCAACAAGAAGCCCAUGGAACCCCCCAAGAAGCCCAUGGACCCCAUGGAGACCACCAGGAACCCCAUAGAACCCAACAAGAACCCCAUAGAACCCCCCAAGAACCCCAUGGAACCCCCCAAGAAGCCCAUGGAGACCACCAGGAACCCCAUAGAACCCAAUAGGAACCCCAUGGAGACCACCACAAACCUCAUGGAGACCACCAGGAACUCCAUAGAACCCAACAAGAAGCCCAUAGAACCCCCCAAGAAGCCCAUAGAACCCAAUAGGAACCCCAUGGAGACCACCAUGAACCCCAUGGAGACCACCAGGAACCCCAUAGAACCCAACAAGAAGCCCAUAGAACCCAACAACAACCCCACAGAACCCAACAAGAACCCCAUCGAACCCCCCAAGAAGCCCAUAGAACCCCCCAAGAAGCCCAUAGAACCCCCCAAGAAGCCCAUGGAGACCACCAGGAACCCGAUAGAACCCAACAAGAAGCCCAUGGAGACCACCACGAACCCCACAGAUCCCCCCAAGAAGCCCAUGAAACCCCCCAAGAACCCCACAGAACCCCCCAAGAAGCCCACCGAACCCCCCAAGAAGCCCCUGAGGACCCCCAGGAAGCCCCCCCCGUCUCCGGUAGCCGCCCCGUGGCCCCCGGUGCCGCGGCUCAAGCCGCUCCGGCACGCCUACGAGAAGGAGAUCGUCCUGCUCGCCCACUACCUGGGGCUACGUUACUUCAGCACCGAGUGCGUCUACGCGCCCCACGCCUUCCGUGGCCACCCCAGGGGCCUCCUCAAGGACCUGGAGGCCACCCGGCCCAGCACGGUAGCCGCCCUGGGCCACUCGGGUCGCCGUUUGGCCAUCGGGGAAGCGGCGGGGCCGGCGGCGGCGCUGGGGGCUUGUAGCCGUUGCGGGUUCGCUAGUAGCCGGGGGUUGUGUAAGGCGUGCGUGUUGGUGGCCGCCGUGGAGAAGGGGAGGCCGAGGGUGGCGUUGGGCAAGAGGGAUGUGGAGGUGGCUACUUGGGGGGGGGAGGGGUGGGGGGGUUAUGGGGGUGGUGGUCACCAGGGUGGUGGCCAAGGGGUUGGUGGCCACCGGGAUGAUGGUCAAGGGGUUGGUGGCCACUGGGAUGGUGGUCAUGGGGUUGGUGGCCAUGGGACUUGUUGUCAUGGGGUUGGUGGCCACCAAGAUGAUGGUCAAGGGGUUGGUGGCCACCAGGAUGGUGGUCAAGGGGUUGGUGGCCACCAGGAUGGUGGUCAUGGGGUUGGUGGCCAUGGGACUUGUUGUCAUGGGGUUGGUGGCCACCAGGAUGGUGGUCAUGGGCUUGGUGGCCAUGGGACUUGUUGUCAUGGGAGUGGUGGCCACCAAGGUGGUGGUCAUGGGGUUGGUGGCCAAGGGGUUGGUGGCCACCAAGAUGAUGGUCAUGGGGUUGGUGGCCAUGGGACUUGUUGUCAUGGGGUUGGUGGCCACCAGGAUGGUGGUCAUGGGGUUGGUGGCCACUGGGAUGGGGUCCAUGGGGUUGAUAGUCAUGGGGUUGGUGGCCAAGGGGUUGGUGGCCACCGGGAUGAUGGUCAUGGAGUUGGUGGCCAUGGGACUUGUUGUCAUGGGAGUGGUGGCCACCAAGGUGGUGGUCAUGGGGUUGGUGGCCAAGGGGUUGGUGGCCACCGGGAUGAUGGUCAUGGGAGUGGUGGCCACCAGGAUGGUGGUCAUGGAGUUGGUGGCCACCAGGAUGGUGGUCAUGGAGUUGGUGGCCAUGGAACUUGUUGUCAUGGGCUUGGUGGCCACCAAGGUGGUGGUCAAGGGGUUGGUGGUCAUGGGCUUGGUGGUCAUAGGCUUGGUGGCCACCGGGAUGAUGGUCAUGGGGUUGGUGGCCAAGGGGUUGGUGGCCACCAGGAUGGUGGUCAUGGAGUUGGUGGCCAUGGGACUUGUUGUUAUGGGAGUGGUGGCCACCAGGAUGGUAGUCAUGGGCUUGGUGGCCACCAGGAUGGUGGUCAUGGAGUUGGUGGCCAUGGGACUUGUCAUGGAGUUGGUGGCCAUGGGACUUGUUGUUAUGGGAGUGGUGGCCACCAAGGUGGUGGUCAUGGGGUUGGUGGCCACCAAGAUGGUGGUCAUGGAGUUGGUGGCCAUGGGACUUGUUGUCAUGGGCCCAGUGGCCAUGGGGCUGGUGGCCAUGGGACUGGUGGCCACCAGGAUGAUGGUCACGGGCCCAGUGGCCAUGGGACUUGUUGCCAUGGGGCUGGUGACCAUGGGACUUGUUGCCAUGGGCCCGGUGGCCAUGGGGCUGGUGACCAUGGGGCUGGUGGCCAUGGGGCUGGUGGCCACGGGGCUGGUGACCAUGGGGCUGGUGACCAUGGGACUUGUUGCCAUGGGCCCGGUGGCCAUGGGCCCGGUGGCCAUGGGACUUGUUGCCAUGGGACUUGUUGCCAUGGGCCCGGUGGCCAUGGGCCCAGUGGCCAUGGGGCUGGUGGCCGUGGGGCUGGUGGCCACCAGGAUGAUGGUCAUGGAGUUGGUGGCCACGGGGCUUGUUGCCAUGGGACUUGUUGCCAUGGGGUCAGUGGCCAUGGGCCCGGUGGCCAUGGGGCUGGUGACCCUGGGCCUGGUGGCCAUGGGGCUGGUGGCCAUGGGCCUGGUGACCAUGGGGCUUGUUGCCAUGGGCCCGGUGGCCAUGGGGCUGGUGGCCAUGGGGCUGGUGGCCACCAGGAUGAUGGUCACGGGGUCGGUGGCCAUGGGGCUGGUGGCCAUGGGGCUGGUGGCCAUGGGACUUGUUGCCAUGGGACUUGUUGCCAUGGGCCCGGUGGCCAUGGGGCUGGUGGCCAUUGGGCUGGUGGCCCCGUGGCCAGCGGGUGGGGGCGGGGGGAGGGGCGGCCGGUGGAGGUGGAGCUGGUGGUGGGGGAGGGGCGGUCGGUGCGGCGGCGCUUCCUGGGGGUGGGGCAGGUGCGGGGGGCGCUCAACGUCUGGGACUUCUAGGGGGGGGUCACUGGGGUCAUUUGGGGUCAUUGGGGGGUCACUGGGGUCAUUGGGGGGUCACUGGGGUCAUUAGGGGGUCCCUAAUGUAAUUGGGGGGUCCCUGGGUUAAUUGGGGGUCCCUAAGGUAAUUAAGAGGCCCUGGGUUAAUUGGGGGGUCCCUAAGUUAAUUGGGGGUCUCUAAUGUAAUUGGGGGCUCCCUGGGUUAAUUGUGGGUCCCUAAUGUAAUUAGGGGGUCCCUGGGUUAAUUGGGGUCCCUAAGUUAAUUAGGAGGCCCUGCAUUAAUUGGGGGUCCCUAAGGUAAUUAGGGGGUCGCUGGGUUAAUUGGGGGAUCCCUAAGUUAAUUAGGAGGCCCUGGGAUAAUUGGGGGGUCCCUAAUGUAAUUGGGGGGUCCCUGGGUUAAUUGGGGUCCCUAAGGUAAUUAAGAGGCCCUGGGUUAAUUGGGGGGUCCCUGGGUUAAUUGGGGGGUCCCUAAGUUAAUAAGGGGGUCCCUGGGUUAAUUGGGGGGUCCCUGGGUUAAUUGGGUGUCCCUAAGGUAAUUAGGGGGUCUCUAAGUUAAUUAGGGGGCCUUAAGUUAAUUAGGGGGUCCCUGGGUUAAUUAGGGGGUCCCUGGGUUAAUUGGGUGUCCCUAAGGUAAUUAGGGGGUCCCUAAGUUAAUUAGGGGCUCCUAAGUUAAUUGGGGGUCCCUGGGUUAAUUAGGGGGACCCUGGGUUAAUUGGGAUCCCUGGCGCUGGUUGGGGGGCAGUAGGACCCUGGGGAGCUGUGGGCGGGGCUUUGGGCUUGUGGGCGUGGUCAGAGGAGGGGCGGUGGUUACGCCCUGUGACGUUCCCGCGCGAUAUGCAAAUGAGUUGCGGUUGGGGGCGUGGCCGUGCAAAUGAGCGCACGUGCAAAUAAACCUGUGUGAGGUGUUUAUGCAAA